AUGGCAAACACGUAUGGCUAUUGCGAUCCAACCUUUACCUCCGUCCGCGACCUCCUCCAGCAGAACAUUGCCAACAACAGUGAGGUCGGCGCUUCUCUCUGUGUCAACAUCGACGGCAGGAAUGUAAUCGACUUAUGGGGUGGUCAUUUCGACCCCGAACGCACUAAGCCUUGGAAAAAAGACACCGUGACGGCCGUGUGGUCUUGCUCCAAGGUGGUCUGCAACCUAGCUGCACUCACACUAAUCGACCGCGGCCUACUAGACCCAAAUGAAAAUGUGGCUGCAUACUGGCCUGAGUUCGCCGCUAGAGGCAAGGAGAAUGUCAAAGUGUGGCAGAUAAUGAGCCACUCUUCUGGCGUAUCUGGCUGGGAGCCUCCAAUCUCCUGGGAAGAUGUCUUUCAUUUGAGGAAGUCAACCGAGAAGCUUGCAGCCCAAGAGCCUUGGUGGACUCCUGGUGAGCGAAAUGGAUAUCACUUGGUGAAUCAGGGUCAUCUCAUUGGAGAGAUUGUGCGACGUGUGAGCGGCAAAUCGUUGACGCAAUUCAUCUCUGAUGAACUUACAACGCCCUUGGGUGCGGAUUUCCAACUUGGCGUGUCAGAGAAAGAUUGGUCUCGCACAGCGGACGUUAUUCCUCCCCCGCCUCGGGAUUUAGAGGGAGUUGAGCUUAAUCCUGUAGCACUCAAGGUGUACGCAGGGCCUCCUAUGGAUGCGACAAUCUCUUCUACUCCUGCCUUUCGAGGUGCUGAGAUCGGUGGUGCGGGGGGGAUUCUCGAACGCGCGCGCAUUGGCGCGCAUUGGCUCUAUUGUCUCUUUAGGUGGAGCUGUCGAUGGAAAGAAGUAUCUUUCUGCCGACACUAUUGA
This is a messenger RNA of Penicillium cosmopolitanum, 861 nucleotides long. RefSeq names its product serine hydrolase domain-containing protein. The coding region runs from base 1 to 861 and encodes 286 amino acids. The record is from RefSeq and is a predicted model, not a curated record. Lineage: Eukaryota; Fungi; Ascomycota; Eurotiomycetes; Eurotiales; Aspergillaceae. The transcript has a single exon.